This is a messenger RNA of Didymodactylos carnosus, 2001 nucleotides long. The record is from the annotation of a GenBank genome assembly. NCBI's taxonomy places the organism in Eukaryota, Metazoa, Rotifera, Eurotatoria, Philodinida, Philodinidae.
AGUUUCAUCUCAUUGAACUUUCGCCCCUUUCUGAUUUUGCACAUCUAUUUGAUAAAGAAAUCUUGAUCUUAUAAACUAAGAUCGCUAGUAAUACAAAGCUUAUUCCUCUAAUGUUGAAAUGUUGACAAUAAGAGAGAGUACGUAAGAAAGUGUUUUGACGAAACAAGUUAAAUAGUUUAGAAAGCCUUUCUGUUUAAGUAAAUUUUGUUGUAGAAUCUAUUAGAGAAAAGCUCAUGUACUGGUAAUUUGAACUAACCCUUAUUACGUGCACAGUCUUGGGGACAGCCUUUCUGAAACUACUCUUUCAACUAGGAAGAAGGGGAUGCAAAGAAUGGAGCAAUGAAUAUCUUGGAAACGCCCUUUGGCGGUUUUGUUUUCUGUUGUUGUGCAAAAUGUGAUGAGUUUAAAGUUCAUCUUAUUCAUUAUGAGGAGUUUCAUCUUAUUAAACUUUCGCCCCUUUCUGAUUUUGCACAAAAGAAGAGUACUGUAAUAAAACUAGUGUGUUUUGUUAGUUUAUACCUGUCUUUUAUCAAUGCCGAUUAUAAAGUUUAUAGCAAGAGCAUUUGAUAGUAGUAGCUUUAUCGCUAAUCGGCAAGAUUUUUUCGUGUGCUGCCAAAUUCAAGCGUAUGUAUAUGAUGAAAUAUUCAUUUUCUGUCAUCUCUUCUGAAUGCGGUGUAGAAUGAUUUAUGCUGAUGCAUGCACGUAGCCUUGUUUCUUCGCUCUUGUUUUGGUAUUUUUAAACGUAAGGUUAACUUAUUUUUAGAUUGCCUUUGCUCGUAUUGAAGGUGAUCAUAUUAUUUCAACAGCCUAUGCUCAUGAAUUACCUCGUUAUGGCGUUAAAUUGGGUUUAACGAAUUAUGCAGCCGCUUACUGUACUGGUUUACUAUUAGCACGACGUACGUUACAAAAAUAUAAAUUAGAUGAGAUUUAUUUGGGAACAAAAGAUGUGACUGGUGCUAAAUUUGAAAAUGAAGCCGUCGAAGGAAAGAGCAGACCGUUUCGAUGCUAUUUGGAUGUUGGGUUAGCACGAACGAGCACGGGAGCAAAAAUAUUUGGAGCAUUGAAAGGUGCUGUCGAUGGUGGGCUCGAUAUUCCGCAUAGGUAGGAUUACAUCUGUAUCUGUGUAUAGCUUGUGAUGAAAUGAUGUGCAAAAUGUGAUGAGUUUAAAGUUCAUCUUAUUCAUUAUGAGGAGUUUCAUCUUAUUGAACUUUCGCCCCUUUCUGAUUUUGCAUAUCUAUAUGAUAAAGAAAUCUUGGUCUUACAAACAAAAAUCGCUCGUAAUAUAAAGCAUUUUCCUCUAAUAUAGAGGUGGGCGAGUACACAUUUUUUCGAGUAUGAGUAUGAGUACGAGUAGAAAACAGUUUUACUCCAGUGUGUACUCCUGUACUAGUUUUUUUUAAACCUAAGGAUUGUUAUCCGAAAACGUUCUGUGUGAUGAUCAGUCAGUCUGUUCGGAAUACCUUUUUUUCUGGUUAAACAGGUUUUCAUCAGAGUACUUUAUCGAGUACGCAUUGAAAAGUCUCGAGAACGCAUACCUAAACAUUUGUAUUCGAGUAUACUCGAGUCGUACUCGCCCAUCUCUGCUCGGAUGUUAAGAUUUUGACAAUAACCGAGAGUAUUCAAGAAAACGUUUUGACGAAACAAGUUAAAUAGUUUAGAAAGCCUUUCUGUUUAAGUAAAUUUUGUUGUAAAAUCUAUUAGAGAAAAGCUCAUGUACUGGUAAUUUGAACUAACCCUUAUUACGUGCACAGUCUUGGGGACAGCCUUUCUGAAACUACUCUUUCAACUAGGAAGAAGGGGAUGCAAAGAAUGGAGCAAUGAAUAUCUUGGAAACGCUCUUUGGCGGUUUUGUUUUCUGUUGUUGUGCAAAAUGUGAUGAGUUUAAAGUUCAUCUUAUUCAUUAUGAGGAGUUUCAUCUUAUUGAACUUUCGCCCCUUUCUGAUUUUGCACAUUUACGUACACGGGAACAGUGGUCAGUAUAACCGUCCCUAAUAUCUUGAA